AUGCCAGAAGGCGCUUGGGAUAGCCAUAUGCAUGUGACAUCUCCGGAAUACCCUCUAGCAAAAUCCGCUGCAUACAAGCCAUCCUUGCACAGUCUAGACCAUGCUAUGGCCUUCGAAAAGAAAAUUGGUAUCAAGAACAUUGUGCUUGUCCAGCCAUCCAUUUACGGAAACGACAACUCAUGCCUCCUAGAUGCGCUGAAGGAGAUCGGAACUGCACGUGGUCGAGGCGUGGUGGCCUUUGAUCCUGACGACACUGACGGCAGAACAUUGUGGGAGUGGCACCAACUGGGUGUUCGUGGCGUUAGACUCAACUUCAAAUCGACGAACGAAUCAUUUGAUCCGGACACCGUCAAGAAGACUCUGUGCAAGUACGCGGCUGCCGUGUAUCCGCUCGAAUGGGUGAUUGAGCUGUUCAUCGAUCUCGAGCAACUUCGCCUCCUGUCCGACAUUAUACCUCAGCUUGGAGUCAAAGUCUGCAUUGCUCAUUUCGGCGCUCCGGAUAUGAGAAGAUGGGAGUCACAUCCCUCAGAUGCGUCGAAAGUUCCUGGCAUGCAGCAUCUUACGGCGCUCUUGUCACAAACUGACCAAACCUGGGUCAAGCUUUCAGGCCACUAUCGCUAUGAUCCUUUAGCUGAUAGUAUGGCCGGUACUGAAGCGAUAGCCAAGUUGUUGUUAAAGACCGCGAGACACAGAAUGGUCUUUGCGUCAGAUUGGCCGCACACACGCUUCGAGGGCUUGGACGUGAAGCCCUUCGUUUCCAGAUGUCUCGAUUGGGCAGAAGAGUUCGAUGCAAAGGACUUGGUGUUCCGUGAGAACGCAGAGGAGCUGUGGGACGAUAGCUCGGAUUGGGUUGCUGAGAUGAUUGGUGAGCCAGGUCAAUAUUAG
Aureobasidium namibiae CBS 147.97 is the source of this 885-nucleotide messenger RNA. Its product is annotated as amidohydrolase 2. The transcript has a single exon. The record is from RefSeq and is a predicted model, not a curated record. The coding region runs from base 1 to 885 and encodes 294 amino acids. Gene Ontology annotation, molecular function: hydrolase activity. Lineage: Eukaryota; Fungi; Ascomycota; Dothideomycetes; Dothideales; Saccotheciaceae.